This is a messenger RNA of Ananas comosus (pineapple), 5014 nucleotides long. RefSeq names its product putative disease resistance protein RGA4. The transcript has 2 exons. The record is from RefSeq and is a predicted model, not a curated record. Bases 125 to 3331 code for a protein of 1068 amino acids. Gene Ontology annotation, biological process: defense response to other organism. Gene Ontology annotation, molecular function: protein binding; ADP binding. NCBI's taxonomy places the organism in Eukaryota, Viridiplantae, Streptophyta, Magnoliopsida, Poales, Bromeliaceae.
GGUGCGUGGCAUUCUCUCUAAAUGCAAGAAAAAGUUUGACCGUGUUGUUAAUCGUAAAUUUAGCUAUGACACACCGAAGAGGUUGAGGGAGGCCGUCAAGGGGUUAGAUAUAGUUGUUGCCGGUAUGGGACCACUAGUUCAACUUGUUGCUGGGUUUUAUGGCCCUAGUGUCAAGCGUCAGAAGCUUGAGGAAAUCAAGAAUGCUCGCGAGACUAGCUUCUUGCUAACCGAAAGUGAGGUGCUCGGACGAGACGAGGAGAGGGACCAAAUAGUUGAAUGGCUGAUCAAACCAGGAGAUGCUGAUGUCAAUGUCUCCGCUUUUACAAUUGUUGGUAUGGGCGGGCUCGGGAAGACCACUCUUGCUCAACUAAUCUGUCAUGAUGAAAGAGUGCGAGAGUACUUCAAACUGAUUAUGUGGGUUUGUGUUUCUCAGGAUUUCGAUGUAACUGCGAUAACAAGAAAGAUUUUACAAUGUGUAAAUAGUGAAAAGAAUUUUGGCGACAAGAAUCUACAAGCACUCCAUGUGGAUCUUACACAAGAACUAAAGUCGAAGAGGUUUUUACUCAUACUGGAUGAUGUUUGGACCGAUGAUAACAUGACGAAGUGGGAGACAUUAGUUGCUCCUUUGAAAUUUGGACAGAGAGGAAGCAAGAUCCUGUUGACAACUCGAAUGGGUUCAGUUGCGGAUAUGGCGGCAAAAGUGACGAAAUGCAAACGGGAAUCACUAAAUCUAAAUGAGUUGGAGGAGAGUGACUGUAUAUUGCUUUUCAAUAAGCAUGCAUUCCUCGAUGUGAACCUUGGUGAUUAUAGAAACCUGCAGCUGAUCGGUGAGCUGAUAGUGAAGAAACUUGGAGGAAGCCCAUUGGCAAUAAAGAUCAUGGGAGGAAUACUGAAUUCCUGUAUGGACUAUGAAUAUUGGAAAAAAUUUUUGGAAGAAGACAUCAUGAAAUUACAACAAGGAAAUGACGGCAUCAUGACAAUUUUGAGAUUAAGCUACGAUCACUUGCCCGCAAACUUACAACUCUGCUUUAGAUAUUGCAGUUUAUUUCCACAGGAUCAUGUGUUUAAGAGAAAAACAUUGGUCAAUAUGUGGAUUGGUUCGGGUCUGAUUCCACAAUCUAUUUGUGGCAGGCAAAGGCAGCCAGAGGAUAUCGGAAAUGAGUAUUUAAAUCUUCUGACAAGAAAAUCAUUCUUUACUUGCAAAACCAGAGAUUAUGGGUAUAAAAUUACUAAAGAGUAUUUUAUGCACGAUCUGCUGCAUGACCUAGCACAAUCUGUUUCUCUAGGAGAAUGCAAGAGAAUUGGAGGUGAUGUUGCAGGAAAUAUUAUUCCAAAAACAGUUCGACACUUAUCUAUUGAGAUGAUAAAUCUUCUUUCCAUCAGAAAGUUCUCCAAUCUUAAGAAUGUGCGCACUCUUGUCAUUUCUGUUAAAGAGGAUAAUGAGCAUAAUGCAGAUCAUGCACUUGAAUUUCUCGAGGUUAUAAAAGGGUUUAAAAAGUUACGCUUAUUGAUCUUAGAUGUGAAUUUUUACCCUUAUAAACUGCCCGAUGCACUUAGUAGCUUGAUACACCUCCGCUACCUAUCUCUUUCACUAGGGGAAGUUGUGAAUGAAAGUAUUGAAUAUGAUGGCUUGACCAACUUGGUCAAUUUGCGUUCAUUAGAUGUUUCCGAUGAUGUGAUACAAAAAAUUCCUUAUAUUAGCAAAUUACCCUUCAUCCACAAAUUACAAAAUUUUAUUGUCCGAGAGGAGAGUGGUUACAAAAUUGGUGAACUAAAGAAUCUCAGGGACCUUCGUCACCUGUGUAUUAGGAAACUUGAAAAUAUGAGGACUUCUGAAGAAGCCAUUGAGGCCAAGUUGAAUGAGAAAGAAUAUCUCAAAUCACUAUCAUUGGAAUGGUCUGAAGACCGCUCUAAUAGUGCAGAAGCGGAUGAGCAGCUCCUCGAUAACCUCUGCCCUCAUAUCAAUCUCAAGAAAAUGCACAUCGAACAAUACCAAGGUGCUAAAUCUCCAUGUUGGAUGACAAAUCUGUCUUUUGUCAACUUGACAUCCAUCAAACUGAUUGAUUGUAAAGGAUGGGAGCACCUUCCACCUCUUGGGCAGUUUUCUUCGCUCCAAUCUCUAUGCUUGUGCGGACUGGAUGCAAUAAAGCAAAUAGAUUGUUCAUUCAUCAGAAGCAGCAGUGGAUGUGCCUUUCCAUCGUUGAAGGAGUUACAUUUAUGGCGCAUGCCUAACUUGGAGUGGAUUCAAGUAGAUGAUGGGUGCAUGUUUCCUCAACUUCAUUAUAUGAUUAUCAUCGACUGCCCUAAUUUGAGGAAAAUUCCUACUCUGCCUUAUAGUCUAAGACAAUUGCACAUUUCAAAUGUCGGCUUGACCACUCUUCCAACAAUAAAUCGGAAUUACACGGACAACAAUCGGCAAGAACAUUCUCAGGGUCUUCGAAACUUAAGCAUCCAACAAUGUGAGAAGCUCGAAUAUGUUCCACUAGAGUUUUUUCAGAAAUUCGACACCCUCGAUUGGCUGUGUAUAGAAAAGUGCCCGCAGUUGACAAACCGUGGGAUCUCAGACAUCCAACUGCCCUCUAAACUCAAUCAACUCACCAUUGGGUCUUGUGGCGACCUUGAGGUGCCAUUGCUCCAGUUAUUACCAAAUUUAACCUCUCUUUCCUGGUUGCAAUUAGUCGAUUGCCCAAGCAUAACAUCCCUUCCCGCAGCACAAGCGUGUGCACGGUGGACGAUGCUUUCCUACUUAGUGAUAAAGAACUGCAAAGGACUGUCAUCAUUUGGCGGAAUACAAGCUCUUGUAUCCCUCCGUUCUUUAGAAAUCAAAGGGUGUGACAAGCUAAUUGAAGUUGCCCUGCUGCUGCACCCUCCGUUCCCAAACGAUGUCUGCCAAAACAAGAAUGCAGUAAUGGACUGCUUUUUGAAGAAUGGUAGUCUAUCGAUUGACCACCACGCGCUCCUGCUCAUGGAGCCAUUGAGAAGUCUCUCCUCCAUCAACUGUUUGACUCUCUCUGAUGCUUCGAGACUCACCAGCUUACCUGAGGAAUGGCUACUGCAAAAUCACACUGCCCUCGAAACUUUACACAUAUGGAAUGCAAUCUCCCUUCAGUCCCUACCCCAGAGCGUGACAAAACUGUGCUCCCUCAAGCAUUUAGACGUAGUGAAUGCUAAUCUCAUCCAGUCUCUUCCAGAUCUGCCUGCUUCACUGCGUGAACUAUACAUCACCAGGUGUCACCCCGUGUUGAAGGAGCGAUGCCAAGAGAAUAUAGGCCUUGAUUGGCCCAAGAUUGCCAACAUCCCUGAUGUGACGAUUAAACAGUUGCAGAGUUAAUUGUUCGUUUACUUUACCAUCCUUCAUCUCGCCCCUGCUAUAUACUCUCUGCGAUUAACGCAAUUCGUUUCGAUUUCAAUGAGCUACAACAUCUCGUUCCAUCUUAAUCAACAACUGUUAUCUAAUUUGUUUCAGGAUUGAUUAAUUUCCUUCUUUUCCCGAAUAAUGCAACAGCAGUCAGGUUCGUCUUUAACUAGCAUCCUCCAUUAGGAAUUUUUUAUAUUUUUAAUUUUUACCCUUACACUUUAUGGUUAAUUUGGAUACAUAAUACGGGAAUUAAUAUAGCGCCAAUUAAUUGCGCCCUGUGAUUAAUACAUGAUGUUACGCUCGCUGGACGGAUUGGUCUUGUAAAACAAGCAAUGUAAUGAAUAAUAUAACAUAUGUUAAUUGCUAGUAUAUCAAUUGCUUUCUAGAGUUAAAAAAUAUGACUAAUUGUCCAGUGAUGAGUUAGAACAUAUAUAAGAGUUGCGCGUGCGCGCGACAAAAGCUUUCGAGUUAUUUUAAUUUCUUGGUGCAGGACUGCAGUAACGUGAUAACACUAGUCCUAUAUGUAUUUCACUCAAUUUGUUCAAGAAUAUAAAACGAGACUAGUAAAGUUUAGCUGCUUAUGUUCUAUUUCUGUAGUGCGGGAACAUGUAUUGAUUAGGACUCCAUAUAUAUUGCCGCUGAAUCUAGUUUUGCUUAUCUGGGAUAAAACAUGAUUACAAUCACUCUAUGUAUUCUCUCUUCUUUUUAGUUUUCUGGUGCAUGGGUGAAAAAGACUUGUAUUGUAGUCUAUCGACUUCAUUGUAGGAGCACAACAUGGCUAAAGCCUUGCCGCUUAUGUUCUUCUAUUUAAUUAGUACUGGACUCAUAUAUGACUCCCAAUUCAUGGUCAUGUCCUAUCAAUUUAUUCAUACGAUUAAUUAUGAGAAAAAGACUAAUUUGUUACUUUAUGCUUGUGUUCUUCAGUUUUGUUGGUGCAGGAUCAGAGUAAGAUUCCAUGCUUUUUUUUUGUGUGUGUGUAGCAGCCAAACUAAUGUAAAAUCUUUAAGAAAGAAAUUGCCCUCUUUUGCAGCACGGAGGUUAAAUGCUUCAAUUUUGUUUCUCCUUAAUUUAUAUUCGUAUAUACUAAAGAUAAUUUUGUGUUUGAAUAUUCCUGUACAAAUAGCAAAUCUCAUAGCCUGGUCAUAAGCUUGUUUUGUCUUGUGUAUUAUCCAAUGCAACAGUUAAACAUUGCUUUAAAAUGUUUUUCAAAUUAUUAUUAGUUUUUUAGCAGUACAACAGGCACCCAGAUUAAACUUGUGAACUCAAUUGCAGCAGUAUAAAUCAUGCUUUUAAAUUUUGUUUAACUUCUUCUUUGUGUUUAGUGCAGGCUCUCGCGCUAGCUGCUCAAUGGACAAGACUCUGUCUAUUCGGUCAACUCGCCAUAAGAGGAGAAUGAAGGCUAUGCUGCAGCAAGAAUCAACAUGCAACCACAUCCUGCAGUAUCUUACAUUUACUUUCUUUACAUUUUUAAAAGAACUUUAGAUUAAUUUCGCAUUGACUGCACAAAAAAACUAAAGCGUUACUGCUUAUAUUCUAUGUUUGGUGGUGGGAGAACGAAUUAAAGACUAUUGAUUUCUCUAUAUAUAGGAAUGUAACAAGACCAAAGUAAACUGCCUAUAUAUUUGCCUAUAUAUUUGUAUUUUUCUUUUUGUUCUC